AUGAAUGAGAGAAUUUUGGAAUUGGAAAGUGAAGGGGAUGAAUGUUUGCGACAUCACUACUCAGGAACUGGAGGUGUAGAUUUAAAACAAAAGACAUUGAUAAAUCUCCCUGCUGCACCAACUACUGUAUUAAACCAUGAUAAUACAGGGGAAGUGCAGUUAGUUGCAAAAGAUUUAAAGUCACAAGAAAUGGAUAACAUAGUAAAGGAAAGUGGGCAGGUUCCACAACAGGAUUUCAAUUGUUUUUUGCAGUGGCUUUGCAAUUUUAAAAGAAUUACAGAGAUGUACAAUUUGACUGUUUAGGAUAUAAAGAAGGUGUCGCAGUGAGCAAUUGGAAAUGGUCUCUGGGUCAAGAGUGUACAGAGGUGUGGGCAGACACCUAGAACUGCAGAUAUAUUUAAAGAAAUAAUGCAUGUGCUUUAUGGAAAUCAUUCUGAUGUGUCUUUGUGUGGAAAAAUUAAACAGUUAAAACAGGAAUCUCCCUAUGAAUUGUCAGAUAGAAUUUCAACAGUUUUGAAAAAUUUAAGUGUACAUAAUUCUGGUUUUGAACAUGGAGGAAUGGUACACAGAACAAUUUUUCUAGAUGCUUUGGAAGAAAAUAUCAGAGAAAGCACAUUAUCUGUAACUCAUAAUCCUUCAGAUUUAAAUGAUAUACUCCUAAGGGCUGAUCAUUUUUGGAGGAAAAUAUUUAAAAAUAAUAUUUCUGUAGUGGCUUCAGUGAGAGGUUUUAAGGAAAAAGGCCAAAACUAUCAUUGUCUAGGUCAAUAUAGAGAAAAAUACAGAAUUUUUAGAAGUGGAUCUCAGUAUGGACAGAAGAGUCAGAAUUACAAAAGGAAAUUAAGGACUAAGACUUGGAUUCCAUUUUCCCAAAUUAAAAAUGAGAAUGAGGAGUUGAUAAGAUAA
Bombina bombina (fire-bellied toad) is the source of this 903-nucleotide messenger RNA. RefSeq lists its product as uncharacterized. Lineage: Eukaryota; Metazoa; Chordata; Amphibia; Anura; Bombinatoridae. The transcript has 2 exons. The record is from RefSeq and is a predicted model, not a curated record.